GCUGCUUCUGUUUCCAUGUUGGACAGAUUCAGAAAGGGCAACUUUGUGAUGUGUACAAAUGCCCAUUAUGUGCUCGUGUAUAAGACCAAGAUCAGCUUUACCCCCGGAUAACCAUUAGAGGGGUAGUAUUCCACAGCAUUGGACUACUAGGUGAUUCUGUUUAAAAAGAAAAGGAAGCCAAGCAAAGGCAGCAGUUUGGUUGCUCUGUGGAGGAAAGAAAGGUCAGGCUACAACCAAGAGAUUCAUGUGGAAACAUGACAUCGAGGUUUUCAGUGAAGUUUGAAUGGGAGAGCAGCAACAACAUUCAGGACGCAGGGUUGUAUCUCUUGUGCUAGCUGACAGUUGACAUGGAUGAUGAAGAUGGCCGGUGCUUGCUAGAUGUAAUUUGUGAUCCUCAGGCAUUGAACGAUUUUUUACAUGGAUCUGAAAAGAUUGACAGUGAUGAUCUCUUGGACAACACAGGAGAUGCAGCCAGUGCCUUCUUUGAGGGUGCUGGGCUGCACGUACAAGAAACCUCUGGCAAUCAUCUGAGCACUGAACAGAGCCAGCCCACAACAAGUGUUGACUUAGACUUCCUGGAAGAUGACAUCCUGGGGUCACCUUCAGGGGGCGGGGCCAACCUACAGAACUCAGACCAGCCCUGUGACAUUCUCCAGCAGAGCCUGCAGGAGGCAAACAUCACGGAGCAGACUCUGGAGGCGGAGGCAGAACUGGAUCUGGGGUCUUUUCAGCUCCCUACGCUUCAGCCAGUUGUCCACACUGCCUCUGAUGUCACACCACAGAUUUUCUCUGGUGGAGCUGACCUUAUUGGACUGCAGCAACCUGCGGUCUUGACUCAUCAGGCAUUGGUGCAGCAGUCAGUUGGAGCCGAUGUUGUCAACAAGGCCAUCAGCGUGCAGCCUUUCCUCCAGCAAGUUGGCUUGGGAAACGUCACCAUACAGCCCAUUUCCAACCUUCAAGGGUUGCCAAAUGGGAGUCCCAGUGGAGCACUGGGCAUUGGGCAGAUUCAAGUGGUUGGCCAGCAAGUGAUGGCGAUUAACCAAUCCGCUCAGCAGAUCAUCGCUAAGCAAGUUCAGUCUUCCCAAGUGGCCACCAUGCCAGUUGGAAGUUACAUCACUCAGACAGCAGCAGAACAGCAACAGGUCACCCUUACUUCGGCUGGGGUGUCUCCCCAGAAUGCAGGCCUUGUCAUCCAGAAGAACCUCCCAGCAGUAGCCACAACAACACUGAAUGGAAGCUCCAUGUUUGGGAGUGUAUCUGCUACACAGGGCUCCCAGCCUCUGACAGUCACGUCAAACUUGAGCAGCCCGCUGGUACAGGCCCAAAACGUGAUCAUUCACCGGACACCCACACCAAUUCAACCCAAACCCCCAGGAGUCCUCCAGCAGAAGUUGUAUCAGAUCACCCCUAAAACAUUUUGCCCCAACAAUGCUACCCUUACCAUCCAGAACGAGGCUGCCCUCCAGCAACAGAAGGCCCAGCAGAACCUAACAUUUAUGGCAGGCAAGGCUGGGCAAAAUGUGGUGCUCUCUGGAUUCCCCCCAGGUCUGCCUGCCAACAUGUUCAAGCAGCCCCCGCCACAGCAGCAGGCCCUUAGCAAACCCAUGAGUGUCCACUUGCUGAAUCAAGGCAGCAGUAUUGUUAUCCCAGCGCAGCAUGUCCCCCAGGCAAUGCUACAGGGUCAAAACCAGUUCCUUCUCCCGGGACAGCUCACCGGCACUUCGGCAGUCCAGAUUCCCCAACAGCUGUCAGCCUUGCAGGCUAAUAUGGGUGGCCAGAUCUUAACCACCUCGCAUCCUAGUGGGCAGACUCACAUCAUCACCAGCCAAGGGCCUGGCGGGCAGCUAAUAACGAAUCAAGCGCUGCCUGCCCAAAUCCUCACCAAUCAAAACCUGGCAAGCCAACUAAACCUGGGGCAGGUACUGACGUCGCAGAAUGCACAUGGCACUGCCCACAUUCUCUCUGCUCCUAUCCAGUUGCAACCUGGACAGGUUGGCCAGCCGACACUCUUCCAGAUGCCUGUCUCUCUAGCCGGUAGCCUGACAACUCAGAGUCAGCCCACCAUCACAGCCUCCCUGGCCAGCGGUGCCAUUAAUCAGACAGGUCAGACUGUUAUCCAAGGAGUCACCCUGCCUAACCAAGUGGCUAUGUUGAAUGCCACCGAGAACCUCAACCAAACUGUGACCAUCCAAGCACCCCCUAGUGCCAGCAGCCAGAGCCCAGGUCUCAUUCAGCCACAGCCGACCUCCAGCACCAACCUGCUGCCAAGCAGCGACCAAGCCAACAUAUUAACCGUCCAGUCCACUUCCCAGUCCUCGGCUCCUUCCCAGCUUCAGCUGAAUGUACAGCAGCAAACUCCGCCACCUCAGCAGCCAGCACAGCUACCCGUGACUUCGCAGCCCAGUCCCAGCUUGGUGGCAUCUAGUCCUGAAAAGAUUAUCUUGGGCCAGGCAGCUGCUGGAACCAUCAUCUCCCAGGAUUCUAUGCAGAUGUUCCUGCAGCAGAAGGAUCGGAGCCAGCAGCAGCAACAGCAGCAGCAGCAGCAGCAAUUUUAUUCACCAGCCCUGAAAAUGCAGCAGGAGAGCAGUAUGAACGAAUCCACAGUACCUCCCCACCUGCCUAUGCCUCUGCCCAUCUACAGCAUAGCCACCACCGCCCUCAGCACCACAAGCAGUGUCCCAGCCUCGGUGAUAGUCAGCAGCAGCGUAGGCGCAGCCCUGCAGCCGCCUGCCAGCCGAGAGCUGAGCCAGAACCACAACCUGCCGCCGGUGGAGUCCAAAGUACCUCAGUUCUCAGCCGGCCCUCCCCAGCAGGCAAUGGCUUGCCAGUUGCCUUCAGGGCAGCAGAAACUUCCCGGAGCCUCCCCGUCCCAUUCACUACCUCAUCCUUCUGUGGGGGAGAGCCCCCAGCUCCAGCCCACACACCUCUCACAGAUGCAGUCCCCACACCAGUCCCGCCCUCCGUCUCAGCCUCAGCCACUGUCCCGGCCACCGUCCCGGCCUCACUCCAGGCCUCCUUCCCAACCACAGACUUUGUCCAGGCCUCCUUCCGAGCCCCUGUCCCGGUCCUGCACCCCCCAGACCCAGAUGCAGAAUCUGUAUGUGAUUCAGAAUCAGAUUGCUUCCUCUCCUCACGGUCCCAACCAGCAUCCUCUGCGGCCCCCCUCGCAGCCUCAGGUAUCAUUCCAAGCACCACAGGCCCAGCCAGAGGGGCAGCCUCAGCUGGCAACCCCUCCACAUCUGCAGCUACAGGUCCAGCUUGCUCCACAGCUCCAGCCGCAGGCAGAAUCCCAAGUGCAGGCCCGGCUACAGCCCCAGAUUCAGGCUGCAUCUGAGGUCCAGCACACCCAUUCCCCCCAUUUCCAGCUUCAGUUCUCUGCCCAGGGCCCCAUCAAGCCCCCCACCCCGACCCAGGCGCUUCAUCUGACGCCGGAGCAGCAGAGGAGUUUUCAGAUGGUUCCGAAUCAGUUCCAGGCUCUUUCUGCAAUUCCAGCACCCAUACCUCAGCAGAAGCAGUUAAUGGAUCGGUUUCAGCAGAUGCCCCAGGGGAUUAUUCUACAAACGAAGCAGCCAACUUCCACUAGCCAAGCACCGCCUGUGCUGAGCCAGUUCAGCAGCCAGCCCUCCUCAGUCUUGGUUAGCAGCCAAGGACAGCAGGUCACAGUAUCAACAAGCCAGGCACCACCAGUUCACAGCCAUGCUCCUGUGCCUGCCACCGUUCAGCCUUCCAAUGCAGUUUCGAGCAAGGCGGCUCCAGUGCUUGAAAAGGGGCAGGUCCAGAGAGGAGGAGGAGGAGGGCAGCCUGCACAACCUACAUCACUCCUCCAGCAACAAACACCUGUGUUGGUCAAAUCGGCAUCAAUAUCUAUUGCUGCUGCAGCUCCUUCAGAGAGUAAAACAUUUUCCAGCAGCGCCACAACCAUUUCUGGAGGGAAAGCAGCCACUGGGCAAGCAAAACCUGCAGGUCCUCUUGCCAUUCAGCAGCCAGUUCAGACAAAGCCUGGAGUCAUUAGCUCUGUGUCAGGCCUGAAUCUGGGGAAAGGUCCGUUGCAGCUCCAGGUAGUUGGAAAGGGCUUGCCUCAACUCAUGCCUUCAGCCCCAUCCCAAAUCCAGCAGCAGUAUGAGGGCAAGCUUGGAAACCUGAAGAAGCCCCCUCCCAUGCUACAGCCCAGCAAGGAAGCUUGUUUCUUGGAACAGCUGCAUAAACACCAAGGAGCAGUGCUGCAUCCUGACUACAAAACCUCAUUUCGGUCAUUUGAAGAUGCCUUACAGAGGCUCCUACCAUACCACGUAUACCAAGGAACAUUGCCUUCUCCCCAUGACUAUCGGAAAGUAGAUGAAGAGUUUGAAAUGGUGUCUACACAGUUGUUGAAACGCACACAAGCCAUGUUGAACAAAUACCGCCUGCUGCUGUUGGAGGAAUCCCGGAGAGUCAGUCCUUCAGCAGAGAUGGUGAUGAUCGAUCGAAUGUUCAUACAGGAAGAAAAGACCACCUUAACUCUUGAUAAACAGCUGGCAAAGGAGAAGCCAGAUGAGUAUGUUUCCUCAUCUUCGCGGUCGCAGAGUUUUGCUUCUUCUCUGGCUCAGGGUGCUCUGUCCAGCAGUGCCGCUCUGGCUUCUGAGAACCUGAAGGCACCUCCGGUGCAGAUGGCAACCCAGAUCAACCCAACAAAACUGGUCAUCAAGCACAGCGGAGGCUCUCCCUCGGUCACGUGGGCCAAGGCCUCUCCCUCAUUAGAUGGUGACGAGGAUGCCUUGCCCUCCAGGAGUAAGCCGCCCAUCAAAACCUAUGAAGCCCGGAGCCGGAUUGGACUGAAACUGAAGAUCAAACAGGAGGCGGGCCUUAGCAAAGUGGUUCACAACACUGCCUUGGACCCGGUUCACCAGACACCGCCGCCCAUGUGCACAGUGAUCAAAACAGCUGACCAGCACUCGUCGGCUUCAGCCGUUGCCACCACCACUGCCGUCUCAACGGCGGGGCAAAUGAAUGGGACCGUUGAUCAUAUCACAGCAGCUCCAGUGGAGAAAAAGCCCCUUGUGACUUACUGCAGGCUUCCCCUCCGUAAGACCUACCGGGAGAAUGUGGACGCUUUUGUAGCGGAUAAAGCCUCUGACACCUGCCUGAAAGAGAGCAGCCCAAAAGUCGAUAUGGUGCCAAGCACCCUCAUCAUCAAGCAGGACGGGGGCUCCAGGAGCGUCAUCACUUCCCGCAAAACCCACGAGAGCCCCUCCAUGGCUGGGGCAGAGAAGGGCCGGUCAGAGGAGGGUACCAAGCAUACCUUUUUCAACCGGAGCGAUGCCCGGUCCCUCGUGAUGCAAGAGAGCCCCACCCCUCCUAAGACCGACGAUUCAACCAGUGGCCUUAUGAAGGAAUUGGCGGAGGUUGAGGAUGAGUUUUAUCACCGGAUGAUAAAAAUCGAGCCACCUGACCACGGUUCUGCCUCUGAACUCACAUGGGACGUGCCCCUGCCCCCAGCCAAACGCAGAAAGUCAGAGUCUUUCGAUGUGGACAAUGCCAGCUUCUCCAGCGACAGCCCCCCAGAUGACUCGCUCAACGAGCACCUACAGAGCGCCAUUGAUAGCAUCCUGAACUUGCAGCAACCUCAAGCUGGGGGCCAGAACACCCGAGCACCCUCCUCGUCAUACAACUCCUCCUCCUCCCCUUUCUCUUCCCCUGUCCACCGCACAGACGCUUACCUUGCCCCCAAUCACAAUGGCGGCCUUGGAGCAAGGACGUUGAACAGAUAACAGAAAUCUAUACCAAGCAGAGACUGUACAAAGAGAGCCAAGGACUGGAGCUGCUACAGCUUCUGCUGGCUGGGAAACCAAGGUUGGAAGCCAAGGUGCCACUUCCCAGAGACCUGAUAGAAUAGGGCUGAUACCAGAAGGGAAGAGCGGGGAUCUGGGGUGGGGCGGGCAGUGAGAAUGUCCUACAGAGGCUUCAUCCAUCCAAGUGUUUAUAUGAUGGGUUUUGGUUGUUGUAAAGCUGCGGCUGGAUUUACAAUAUACUUGUCUCAUCACAUGCACCAUUUUUAAAGAAGAAGUUCAGCAAAUGCGAGGCAGGCGGGUGGGGGUUGGAUUGGGGGCCCAUAGGUGGUAGUGUUGGCUGUGUAAUAUUUAGAUUCUGUAACAAAUUGCUAAUUUGAAUCUCUGAUGAUAAUUGGGUUUUAUUCCCCGCCCCAAACUCCACACCUAUAUUUUGGACAUUUUCACAAAUCCCAAGCCAGAAGCCAGCGGGGAGGCCAAAGGAAUGGGGUAGGGCAGGGGGACAGCUCCAGAGGAGUUGCCACAAGGGGCAAUUUAUGUAAUUGAUUUUGUGGGGUUUCUUAAGUUAUUUUAAGUAUAAACUGUCUGCUUUUUCUUUCCUUUUUUAACGUAAAAAAAUAGAAUCUGAACAAAAUGCAAAAAAAAGAAGAAGAAAGGAGAAAAGAUACAAACACUAAUGGUUUAAACAAAGAAGUGUGGGUUGAGUUUACAAAUAAGCCCUUUUUAAAGAGGAAGCCAGUCCCUCCCCAGAUAUCCAUGGGUCUGGUUAACGCAGUCAGGAUGAGUGAAACUAGGAAAGUUCUGGCAAGAGGGUGUACAUUUCUCUCUAACGUCUUCCCUCCCCCCCCCCUUUUUUAAAAUAAACCAACCUGUCAACCUUUUGUCAAAAGAAAUCUAUUCAAGAUGCCAGAGGUGUACAGUUGGUUGGGCAUUCCCAAGAGAGGGGACUUGGAACCCCAGCCAGGCACGGGCAGGAAGCCAAGCAAGUUUUCUCUUUGACUUCUUUCCUCCUUUGCAGCAGCUGCCAGGUUUUCCUCUCUGGUUGCAUCCUGUGGCUUCAGUUUCCCACCUUGGUUUCUUCCAUUUUUAAAACUACAGCAUUGCACCUCUCAUCUAUCCUUCUGCUUCCUGCAUGUGGACAAAAGUCAUGUGAUAGGAUGAGAAUCCUUUAGUGAAACUGUCAGUGUCUUCCUCUUGCUAGCUGGGGGAUAAGAUAGCAGUGUCUGGGGGGCUUGUUAACAUAGCUCUGCUCCCUUCUCUCUCUUGGCUGUUGCAUUUGUUACGACUUUUGACUUGAGAUCUCCCAUUUUAUUUUCCUAUCAGUGAUUCUCAUUUUGUCUACUCUUGAUAUCUACACCCCCAAAACAAAAAUAAUUAUGUGUGCAGGAUUUAUGCAAGUGUUUUACAAGCAAGUCACAUGCUGGUAGGGCAACCUUGCUUUCAGAUUCUUAGAUUACCUCUGGCUUUAUUCACAGAAAAACAAAGAGCUAAGCAUUCCCCACAUUACAGCACUGAGUUGUGUGGGAACAGAACAGCUAAGGUAGGACACGAUCCUUGGUUAGCCGCAGCUUGGCAAAGCUUAGACUUGAUCGCAUGAGAGAUUGGUAUGUAGAGAGUGGCGUACAAAUGAAGCAGUAUGAGAUCUGCCGUCCCAAGUCUUCCAUUCAAGACUCUCUCCUUUUCCUUGACAGGUGGCAGUCAAGUAUUCUUUAAAACUGUUAGUAUUCUUUAAAACUUGCACUGGACCUGAAAAUACUGGAUUUCUUGUCAUUGAGUCCUCUGCAUGAUGGAAUCUGCAGCUGCAACCUUCACGCACGAUCACUUUGGGCUCCUUCUUCUUCCACAACUAGUUUCCUUGUCCCUGCAGGACAUUUUGCCACUUUGCUUAGGUGCCAUCUCAGGCCUUUGGAAGUGCCAUCUCUCUCGUUUCUCUCCUCUGUGGUGUAUUAAUGUUCUUUAGUGCCACAUACUCUAUAGGGACGAAUGCUCUUCCACCUGAAAGUGUUCCUGAAUUGGUGUUUGUUUAGGAGGUGUCUCUUAGCCUGCUUCAGAGAGUGAACCAGGGAAGUCUUCACUUCCUCCACUGCUGGAUUGUGUGAGGAGAAGACUUCAAAACAGGCUUGGAGGUGGGUUGUCAGCAGACAGUCUUCUGUUUGGGGAAUUUUGAGUUAGCACAGAACCAUUUGGCAGACAAGUUGGAAAGGUAGCAGCCUUGGCUUUUUAAAGAGCAAGGGUGAUUGUUAAUCAAGUAUUUUUGUGACUUAGUGUAGAAGCUUGUUGUAAACAUGGUUAGGACUUGGCCUGAGUGGAAAACAGGGCAUUGAUGAGUAGAAAUUGGUUCUAUAUUAGAGGUGGUGCCGACUCCAGAAAGCUGGACCACUUCUCCCUUAUUUGCAAUCACAUAACUUUAUCCUUGCUGUGGCUUAAACUGUGAAAUAAUUCUGCAUCUCCUUGUUGAUGAGUUUUUCAUAACUUGAAGGUUUAUAUACUCUCCCACUAAGGAAAGGUGAUGAAAACUUACUACAUUUUUCCUAUUUUGAAUCUCUCCUUGAUCCCAGUACAGCAACAUGAGCCGGUACCUAAAGAUCAAAAAAUUGUAUUGUUUUGCAUAUGGACCUCAAGAGUAAAUGUCAGCUAGAGUUGCUGCCCUUUAGGUUUUCAGAUGGAACUGUCAGGGUACUCCAUGGCACAUUGCAGAUCACUCUGGUGUAAUGAUUCUUCCAAAAGCCUGUUACAACACAGUGUUGCAGUGGAGCUCCAGAAGGGCGGUGCUUGGUUUAAUUCUCAAAGUCUUCAACCUUAUGGGGGUUUCCCCCAUUUAAUUCACACUCUUCCAGACUAAUCCUCAAAUGACAGACUGGAUGCAAAAACAAAUGCAGACCAUAUUUUCCUGCUUACAGGUGCCAAAACUCCCCUCUGGUUAUGUCUGUGUCCUCCUCACCACCACGCGUUAGAGACAGGUUUCUUCUGCCUUGAGCCUUCUGUAUUAUAUCCAAGAGAGCAUAAAAGCGAGAAUGUGGUGUGUGCACUUUUGCUCAGCCCACUGUGUGCAAACACAACGCAUGUGAAGAUAUGUUAUCCUAGAGUUCAUAGCCUGCAGAGCCAUACUAUAUCAUUAGUAUGUGCAUGUAGAAAUCAUCAUGGUUUUGCAAAUAGGAUAAUUUUCUACAUAACUGAAGGAGUGACAGAGCACCCAAAAAAAAAAAAAUCACUAUCCGGAUUCAGCGCCUGCUUCAUUGUAUGAAUGCCCUACUGACUAAGGGAGUAUAGCUGGUGAAGAAAGAAAGGGGUAAAAUUGUUUGUGUUUCUUCCGUAGUUCAUGGCCCCCAUUUCCUAAUGUUUUGUACUCUUCGCAGUCUUGAAAGUUUACUUUCCUCACUCUCAUCCUGUCAGGGAGAAGGACUCUCCAUUGUUGUUUCAGAGUUGAGUCGGAAACGCAACAUAUACUGUUGUGCUUUUAGCUCACCAGACUGUUAAGGGCGUGUUUGGAUUCCUACUGAGUACAAUUCAGUCGUGAGAAUCCAGUGCAUACCGUAAUUUUGCUGUUUGUGCCCCUUUUGGCUACCGUAGGUCUGUCUUCUUCCCAGACUAGUUAUGCUACCUAAAAUCAAAGCAGACACGCAUACCUUAGCUUACAGCUUGCGAAGCAAUGGGUGUGCUGCCAAAGAAUUCUGCUUUCUUUAUUCUCAAGCAGGGCCUGUACGCUCAUUAUUUUCAGAGUUGCCUAUUAGCAAACAGCCAGCUUUAUCAAACUACCAAAAUUGGAUUUCUUCCUCUGUGCCACUGCAUCCCACAUUCCCUGCUUGUAGAAGGAAAUAAAAGAAAUA
Podarcis raffonei (Aeolian wall lizard) is the source of this 9592-nucleotide messenger RNA. It is a transcript of the gene BICRA, whose product is annotated as BRD4 interacting chromatin remodeling complex associated protein. NCBI's taxonomy places the organism in Eukaryota, Metazoa, Chordata, Lepidosauria, Squamata, Lacertidae. The coding region runs from base 348 to 5747 and encodes 1799 amino acids. Gene Ontology annotation, biological process: positive regulation of DNA-templated transcription. Gene Ontology annotation, cellular component: SWI/SNF complex. The record is from RefSeq and is a predicted model, not a curated record. The transcript is spliced from 15 exons.